Messenger RNA from Drosophila rhopaloa, 1001 nucleotides. RefSeq names its product probable palmitoyltransferase ZDHHC24. The record is from RefSeq and is a predicted model, not a curated record. The transcript has 3 exons. Gene Ontology annotation, biological process: peptidyl-L-cysteine S-palmitoylation; protein targeting to membrane. Bases 56 to 931 code for a protein of 291 amino acids. Gene Ontology annotation, molecular function: protein-cysteine S-palmitoyltransferase activity. Gene Ontology annotation, cellular component: endoplasmic reticulum; Golgi apparatus. NCBI's taxonomy places the organism in Eukaryota, Metazoa, Arthropoda, Insecta, Diptera, Drosophilidae.
AGAAGAAACGUAUUGUUUCGAUCAAAUUAUCAUAGUUUUAAAUACCGCCAAAGCAAUGUGUUUCGUAAUGGUUGGUUGUAAAUAUGUAGCUAACGCCUAUCCAAGGCAGUUUAUAAUGACGGCACAUCCAGCUGGUGUGGGAUUGGUUUUGUCGGGCACCGCCUUCUUUACAUCGGUGGAAAUGUUUUAUGUGGUGCCCAUGAUCUUCGACCCCAAUGGACUGAUGUACAAGCUCGCCUGGUUGGUGGCCAUAUUCAUAGUCUACAAUAUCCUGGGAAAUAUGCUAGCCUGUCACCGCACGAGCUCUUCGGUGGCCAGUCUGCCCAAGGAUCGCCAGAUUCCAAUUCCGGAAGAAAAGCACCUGUGGGAGCACUGCGACCACUGCCAAAUGCUAGUGCCGCCCAGAUCCUGGCACUGCAAUUUGUGCAGAUGCUGCAUCUUAAGGCGAGACCACCACUGCAUCUUCACAGCCUCUUGCAUCGGGCAUAAUAAUUACAGGUACUUUUUCUGGUUCACAGUCUAUAUGACUAUUGGAACAGUCCUGGCAUUGGCAACCUAUUUGCUACUGCUCAUAAUUAAUGAAGAAAUACGGAGGAAGUAUAUGCUUUUUCACUUUUUUCAACUUUAUCCAAGUUUUUUAACAAGUGGGAUAGAUCUCCUGUGUGUUUUGGUUAAUGUAUUAUUUGUCCUCAACGUAUAUGCCUUUAUUUUUCCCCUCAUGAUGAUAGCCUUUCAAAUACCGACUUUAUAUCUAAAUACCACAUUCUAUACAUCAAAAGAUCUUAGAUACAAUCUGGGCUUUCGAGAGAACUUCAAGUGUUUGAUGGGAACACGCGGCCUCUGGACUUUUUUAUCACCCGCCAUCAAGAGUCCCCUUUUGCACGAUGGAACUAAAUGGGAAACUAAGCAGCCAAUUGUUAGCAUUUGCUAAUUAUCCCCAAAUGGAAUAACAAGAAUAAUAAAUUAUUACUAGUAAAAGAAAUUUAAGUUCUUUAGAAUCU